UUAAUUAUAAUCUCUCCCAAACCUUAAAAAAACUGUAUCUACCUUUCCUUCCACUUGCGGUUCCUCUCUCACUCCACUCCACACUCAGCCAUGUCUUCUUCCACCAACAUCCGUGAGAACUUUGUCUAUGUUGCCAAGCUAGCAGAACAAGCUGAACGCUAUGAUGAAAUGGUGGAAGCAAUGAAGAAACUGGCGAAGAUGGAUGUUGAAUUGAGUGUGGAAGAGAGAAAUUUGUUCUCUGUUGGGUACAAGAAUGUGGUCGGGUCAAGGAGAGCUUCAUGGAGGAUCCUAUCAUCAAUUGAGCAGAAAGAAGAAUCGAAAGGGAAUGAAUUGAAUGUUAAGCGUAUUAAGGAUUACAGACAGAAGGUGGAGUUGGAGUUGUCCAACAUUUGCAAUGACAUUAUGAUUCUUUUAGAUGAGCAUCUUAUUCCGUCGACUAAUAUUGCUGAAUCCACAGUGUUUUAUUAUAAGAUGAAAGGAGAUUAUUACCGCUAUUUAGCUGAAUUUAAAGAUGGUAACGAAAAGAAAGAGGUAGCUGAUCAGUCGCUUCAAGCAUAUCAGACGGCAUCUGCCACUGCUGAGAAUGAAUUACAACCUACGCAUCCUAUCCGAUUGGGUCUGGCCCUAAAUUUCUCAGUGUUUUAUUAUGAGAUAUUGAAUUCACCAGAAAGGGCAUGUCACCUUGCAAAGCAAGCCUUUGAUGAUGGCGUCUCGGAGCUGGAUACCCUAAAUGAAGAUUCUUACAAGGACAGUACCUUGAUCAUGCAGCUGUUGCGAGACAACCUUAAUUUAUGGACUUCUGAUAUCCCAGAAGAUAGUGAGGAACCAAAAAUUGAAAGCGCAGCUAGGACUGGUCAAGAUGAAGAUGAAUUGGGCCGUUAAGUUGACGACAUUCUGUCCUAAUAACUAUAUGAUUGAUGUGUUGAUUUUUCUCAGAAGAUUAUUUUUCUCCAAUUUAGUGAGUGAAACCAAUUUAUGGAUGGUGAACUUUUUUCAACUUCUGAGUUAUUGUUAAUUUAGAGUUGCAUCAUUUUAUUUGAAUCAUGUGCUUCAUUUGUAUGCUAUUGUUGUGGUAUUUGUUUCUGUAACAAUAUCACCAUUGGUUUGUAAUACAUGAAUUUGGUCAAUUUGUGCUAGUGGAAACUUCUUGGUUUGCACCUA
Trifolium pratense (red clover) is the source of this 1161-nucleotide messenger RNA. Its product is annotated as 14-3-3-like protein D. Gene Ontology annotation, cellular component: cytoplasm. The transcript is spliced from 6 exons. Gene Ontology annotation, biological process: signal transduction. The coding region runs from base 91 to 882 and encodes 263 amino acids. NCBI's taxonomy places the organism in Eukaryota, Viridiplantae, Streptophyta, Magnoliopsida, Fabales, Fabaceae. The record is from RefSeq and is a predicted model, not a curated record.